Camellia sinensis is the source of this 1089-nucleotide messenger RNA. NCBI's taxonomy places the organism in Eukaryota, Viridiplantae, Streptophyta, Magnoliopsida, Ericales, Theaceae. The record is from RefSeq and is a predicted model, not a curated record.
AUGGUAGAAUCGAUUGAGGAUAAACUAACAGUUUGGUCUUGGACAUGGGAAACAAGGGGAGGGAAGAAGAAUCACUCCUUUGGUAUUCACGUUGGUGCAAUUGUUCUAUACACCUAUGUUUAUCAGAUGCUUGAACCCCCUCCUGAAGGUACCUUCGACAUUGAGGACAGAAAUCUUCCCAUCAAGUACACUGCUAAGGAUAGCACGCCAGUGGAAACUCCUUUGCUUACGGAAGAGGUUGUACCAACAGAUUCAGAGGCUCCAAAGAAAGGAAAGGAAUUACAUAUUGGGGGUGAUCCUUCACGUGUAUCCCAUUGCCUGGUUGGGAUUUUGGUUUACCAGUGUCAAACCACUGCUUUAGGAUAUGGCAAAGUUUAUGCUUCAUUAUCUGCUGACAUCCAUGAAGACCUUUACCAGCUCAUCAAAUAUUCCUGUGGUGAAAUUUGUACAAGUGAACAGCUGUAUAAAGUUAUGAAGAUUUGGACAACCUUCCUGCAACCGAUUAUUGGGGUUCCUUGUCGGCCUCAGGGGGCAGAGGACACAGAAGAUGUUGUAAAGGCUAAAAAUCAAAUUUCACAAAGUGGUGCAGCUAGUGUUGGAGAAAGUAAUGGCAGUCCAGUUGGUGGUGCAACUGUCAUUACUACCAAGGAUUCAAAUCCUUCCAAAAAUGGAGAUGAAAGUAAUCCACCUGAGCAAUUAAGUUCCUGUCAAGCUGGGUUGGUAACUAGUGGUAAUGGGAUGAAGGAAGAUGGUCUUCAGGACUGCUUCCAGUCAGUCUUUUGGUUUUAUUUUUCUCACAUUGAUGGCUGGGAUGCUGAGAUGCACUUUUUAUUGCUAGGGCUUGGUGCUACUCCUACGAGACAUGGCAAUGCUACUGUUGAGGGUGUGGCUGAAAUGGGUCCAAUUGAUGAAAUUUUACCUUCAUUGGAGGGUGGUUGUACAAGGCCAGUUUCAUCUUCAAAUGAGGUGAUUGGGCACUUCAAAAUUGAAAGAGAGGAGGGUGAAUUAUCUCCAAAUGGAGAUUUUGAGGAUAAUUUUGCAGCAUAUGGAGAUGGUGAGGUGGAGGCUGCAUGUAAAUCCAAGGAUAAU